AUGUGCACACAGCUAAACAUCCAUAGAAAACUCCAGGAUGUGCACACAGCUAAACAUCCAUGGGAACAGGUCGCAUCUCCAGGGUUCCCCCAGAACUUCAUAUACAGCCACGCUGCACGACCACCACACCAGCGAAGUCAAUCGCCGAUGCUCACAUUCUCAACUGCAACAUUAAGUAAAAACAUUACUGACAUUCAAAGAAAAGAUGCACACGUAUCUGGGCACCACUCUCCUUUCCAGGGAACCAUAUAUUGGGCAGCAGCCUGUGUUGCUCAACUUCAUUUUGUGUCAACCGUUCGGCCGUCCUUCUUUUUUACUACAAGUACUGGGCUUGAAUAA
Messenger RNA from Leptosia nina, 339 nucleotides. The record is from the annotation of a GenBank genome assembly. NCBI's taxonomy places the organism in Eukaryota, Metazoa, Arthropoda, Insecta, Lepidoptera, Pieridae.